AUGCAUCUCAUCACUCUCCUCCCUUUCGCGCUCUCCGCCCUGGGCCUUGCCACCGCGGCUGCCCUCGAGAAGCCCGCCAACUGGACAGCAACUGGCUGGAACAUCGAAUGCUCACCCGGUGGCUGUGUCUACGAGUUCAACAUCGCCGGAGCCAAGACCGAGAACACUCCUGCUUUCAGCACCCAUUGCGAGGGAAUUGCGCCCAAUGCCACCGUUUGCGACCUGAAGAACAUUACCGCCCGGGUCAGGCCCGUCGCCAACCCCAUCUGGAACGUUGCUGUCCAGCACACCUGGUCGAUUCCCGAGCCCCAAUACAACUCCCGAUCGGACUACUGGCAGUCUGGCAACGUCAAUGUCACUGAGACCGCCAACUCGUUCACGAUCGUGCCCAAGUCUCUCUACGGUGUCGCCUAA
Penicillium maclennaniae is the source of this 414-nucleotide messenger RNA. RefSeq lists its product as uncharacterized. Bases 1 to 414 code for a protein of 137 amino acids. The transcript has a single exon. Lineage: Eukaryota; Fungi; Ascomycota; Eurotiomycetes; Eurotiales; Aspergillaceae. The record is from RefSeq and is a predicted model, not a curated record.